AUGUCUCUUGAAAGUGAAGCUGUGGCUGGAGCAACCAUUGAGCUCCUCGAGGCACGUCUGCGCCGCCUCUCCUACCUCCUGACGGGCGCCACAGAGUGGACUGGUAUCCCAGCCGACCCCGAGAAACCUUCCUCUCACGAGGAAACCGUCUCCCGCCGAAUUGUCCGCCUCGAAAGAGAGCUAGAAAAGCUCAGUCGAAAUGUGCCCGCGGUGCGGGACGUGAUACAACUCCACGACCGUUUUCCAGACCUUUUUCGAUCCCCACCCACCCACGAAAUCCCUGAAGGUCUCUCCACCCGCACAUUAUCCUCCAUCGUCCUCUCCUACGCAACCGCCUUCCCCGAGACCGCAUCGAGACUUACUUCUUUAAAUGACCUCCCUGUGCCUGACGCGCAGAGCUCUGCGGAAUUAAUUGAAUUACAACCUCGAUUGGAUCGCCUCGCGCAGAUACAGGCUCAGCAGGCUGAGACUAUCUCCGAGUUACGCGUGCGCACGGCUCGUGUAUUACAGAGGUGGUAUGAGGUUGGUCUUGUUGGGAGUGGGGAAUGUUGGGCUGAAUGGGAGGGUCGACUUGAGGAUGUGGAGAGGGAGGUGAGGAGUAGAGAGGUUGUUAAGGAGCGGAGGGAGAAUGAGAUUUGA
Molecule: messenger RNA, 639 nt
Organism: Penicillium maclennaniae
Lineage: Eukaryota; Fungi; Ascomycota; Eurotiomycetes; Eurotiales; Aspergillaceae
Product: putative nuclear distribution protein RO10
Exons: 2
Coding region: 1-639 (212 amino acids)
Biological process (GO): cytoskeleton-dependent cytokinesis
Cellular component (GO): dynactin complex
Source: RefSeq, a predicted model, not a curated record